Cottoperca gobio is the source of this 3930-nucleotide messenger RNA. It is a transcript of the gene slc2a6, whose product is annotated as solute carrier family 2 member 6. Gene Ontology annotation, biological process: transmembrane transport. Lineage: Eukaryota; Metazoa; Chordata; Actinopteri; Perciformes; Bovichtidae. The record is from RefSeq and is a predicted model, not a curated record. Gene Ontology annotation, cellular component: membrane. Gene Ontology annotation, molecular function: transmembrane transporter activity.
AAAAAGAAUAAAUAAAAUUCUAUAAAAUAAAGUCAAUUUGUAAUAAAUGUUUGAGUGCAGCUUAUUUAAAAUGUUCAAUAAUUCACCUCACAUAUUCCAGUUCAAUUUUACUUGUGAAAGUCCAGUGUUGACAGUUUUCAGUUUCAUCUUCAUUAUGACUACUUCAGAUGUCUAGCCUUCAUCUGAUUCAGUCAGCCUGGAAAACCCUGGAUCACACGCAAGUUUGUUACUUGAAAAGUGUAGAUAUUUAUCUUUGUAUUUAACCGGCUUGUGUACUGUAAGGUAGGAUCACCUUUGUUGGAAGCUUCAUUUCUACUUGAUAUGUUUUUAUCUGGCAGUGUUUUUAAAGGGCAGACUUUCUUUUGAGAAAUAUUUCAUCCAUUCGUGAGGAGAACAAACAGAUGAUGCAAAUCACACACAUUUGAUUUGAUAAAGGCUCCUCGUUGUCAUCAGACCACUGUGCAGUCUCCGGCUGCAGACAUGGAAGAAGACAGUCCACUGCUGAACAGAAGACCACCAUCAUCUGAAUCCAAGAUCAAUAACUCCAAACUGUUCCUGGCUGUCUUCUCGGCCGUCCUGGGGAACUUCAGCUUUGGUUACUCCCUUGUAUACUCGUCCCCGGUCCUGCCAAUUCUCCAGAGCCCCGAUGCCGACCCUCGGUUCAAGAUGGGCACGGAGCAGGCUGCCUGGUUCGGCUCCAUCUACGCACUGGGUGCAGCAGCCGGAGGGUUGGGAGUCAUGCUGCUCAACGACUUGAUUGGACGGAAGCUGAGCAUCAUGGUUUCUGCAGUGCCGUCGACUAUUGGCUACAUGCUGAUGGGAGGGGCUGUGGACCUGUGGAUGCUCCUUCUGGGCCGCUUCCUCACAGGUGUUGCCGGGGGGAUGACCUCAGCAUCAAUUCCCGUUUACAUCUCAGAGAUCUCCCACAAAUCAGUGAGAGGAGCGAUGGGCUCCUGCCCUCAGAUCACUGCUGUGUUUGGAACCCUGGCACUCUACAGCAUGGGUCUGGUGGUACCGUGGCGGUGGCUGGCAGUGGCGGGGGAGGUGCCAGCUGUGCUGAUGGUUGUGCUGCUGGCGUUCAUGCCCAGCUCCCCCAGGAGGCUCCUCGCUCUGGGCAGACAGCAGAAGGCCGAGAAGGCCCUCCGCUGGCUGAGGGGAAAACACUAUGACAUACAAAUCGAGCUCAGUGACAUACAGCACAGCAUCAACACACAGGGUAGAGUCUCAUGGUCACAGCUGGUCACUCCUGAGUUUUACCGGCCAAUCCUCAUCUCCGUGUUGAUGCGCUUCCUACAACAGAUGACGGGCAUCACGCCCAUCCUGGUAUACCUGGAGACCAUCUUUUCCCAAAGCAAAGCCUUCCUGCAGCCCAGGUAUGACGCUGCCAUUGUGGGAGCGGUCAGCCUCUUUUCCAUUGCUGUGGCAGCCAGUUUAAUGGACAGGGCAGGACGCAAAGCCCUGCUGUACAUGUCAAGUCUGCUGAUGUUCCUGUCCACUCUGACUCUGACCAUUGUCUCCCACACCACACCUUGCCCUCCAGGCCCCGCCCCACCUAAUCUCACUGUGAGUUUGGACUUCAGCUCCCAUAAUGCCAUUGGAAAUGCUUUGGAUGCCAGCCACCAAACUGCAGCAGGCCUCAUUCCUCUUAUCAGCACCAUGGUGUUUAUAUUUGGAUAUACCAUGGGAUGGGGCCCAAUCACAUGGUUGCUGAUGUCGGAGGUGUUGCCGCUGGCUGCCAGGGGCGUGGCUUCGGGUCUCUGUGUGACUGUCAGCUGGUUGACAGCCUUUAUGCUCACAUACGUCUUCACACACCUGGUGGACAGGUACGGCCUGUACGUGCCCUACCUGUGUUUUACGGUGGUGUGUGUGCUAUGUCUGCUGUUCAAUGCAGUGUGCAUCCCAGAGACUCGCGGCCGCUCACUGGAGGAAAUAGAGAACUAUUUCAGGACAGGACGAACGUUCACCAUCAACAGGAGUCAUUCGACUGCACAGACAAGCUGAAGCCUCAAUGUUAAAGAUCUUAGGAAGAGGAUGUGUGUUGUGCAGGGUGGAAAGCCCUCUGAGCAAAGGACAUCUAGAAUAAAGACUCAGCACAGAUGGACCAUGUUGUGCUGAGUGUAAAAAACAAUUAACAUUAAGUGAACUCAUUUGAUGCUUAAAACUGUAUUUAUACCAUUGUUAUACAAAAUACACCCUUCUGAUUGGCUGUCAGAUAACAUUUACUCAAGUACUGUACUUAAGUACAAUUCUGAGGUAUUUGAGUAUUUCUAUUUUAUAAUACUUUACACUUCUACUCCCCUACAUCUUAAAAUAAUUAACUUUUCAAUCCACUACAUUUAUUUUAUAACUUUAUUUACUUCGUGGGUUGAGAUUAAGUAAUACAACAUUUAUUCAACAAAUAAAUGAUGAUAUAUUGGUACAGAUUAAGAUAAGACCUUUUUGAACCCUGAGGGAUACCCAGCAGUAUAUAAAGAAAAUCAGCCACAGCAUUGAAGUUAUUUACACAUUAAUGCAUCAAUAAUUAUAAUACAAUAAUAUAAUAUGCAUUAUUCUGAAAUGGGCUUUUCUGCAUAAUAAGUCAUUUUACUUUUUGAACUUAAAGUAUAUUUUGAUGCCAAACUUGUAUUAUUAUUACUCAAGUAAAACUUUGGAUGCAGGACUUUUACUUGAGUAUUUCUACACUGUGGAAUUGCUACUUUUAAUUCAGUAAAAGAUCAAGUAAAAGUACUUCUUCCACCACGGGGCAGGUUAUAUAUCAUACAUCACACACCUCAAACAUAAAUGGGGUCAUUUUAACCACUGAUGUACACUCAAUGUACAAACAUGGCAACACUGAAACUAAAAUAACAGGGGUGAAGUGCGUAGGUACAAACACCUCUAAACACUGCCUCCCUUUUCCUCUAGUGAGCGACCAUGGAGUUCGUACAUUAAUACACUCUGACAUUCCUGAAAGCAAUAUGCACUGUAUACUUUGUUCAGCUCUUUUUUUGAAAACACAUUUUAUCAUUUAUAUUUACAAAAAUCUAUUUGAGCAUUUCCUGCAGCCGGUUGUUGCCUAGUUAUUACCUAUACUCCAACAAUAUUUUUGUCUGUGUUGUAUUCAUGCAUUUAAAAGUCAACAUCUGAAUAUUCUGAUUGCAUAAACUACUGCGCUUGUACUAAAAACUACCACAGCUAGUCUCUCUGCGUCAGGUGGGAUCCAGCGCACACAAAAUGAUUUGUUCUGCACAGCAGGAGAAAUCAUUUACUAUUAGCUUAUCAUCAUUGACAUACAAGAGUGUCACCUACAUAAACUUCAGAAAAUCUUGCAAAGAAGACAACACAAUGCCGUGUGCAGUGCAAAAACGCCACAGCGAUGAACACCACGUUUGAGUUUCUUUAGGCGAUGCUGGUUUUUUUUCUUAUGUUAUGAUUGACAACAGACUUCAAAACUUCCGUCUCAUCUAAAUCAGUGUUCUGACACACACGGGUGGCUGAGCAGGUCAUGUCACAUGCCACAGUGCGCUCUCAUUGUCUGACUCACAGCCGUGAAGUUGUUGCCUCCCCAUCUUCAUCUUCUCUAGUAGCAGGACUCAUCUCAAGAACUUUUAAAAUACAUUUUAUUUAGAUUUUUCCAUUCAGAGGAAUAGGUCAAACUUGGGACGCAUCUUUAUGUUGCCAAAUGACGGCAGUUAUCUGUACAGUUACAUAUCACUGUAUACGUCUGUCACAGUAUUGAAUUGUACCCAAUUUUACAUAAAUAAAUAAAUACGAAUGCAUAACAUACCAAUUAUAAGGGAUGGGUAGCAAUGAUUGUGUCACUGGUUUGCCAAAGCAAGGUAUAGUGCAGUAUGUCAUCCUCUAGGUUUGUGUGUAUGGUUCAAAAUUGCUGUUUUGUGAGAAAAUGUUAUUUGUAAGUGCAUCCAAUAAAUUGACACAUGGCCACUAAAA